AUGCAUUCUCGCCGCGCCGUGUCGCUGCUCCGGCGCGCCGGCCCGUCCGUCGUGCGCCCGGCGUCGACGCUCCCGCUCCCGGGCGACGGCGCGGGCGGCCGGCUGCGCUUCGACGACGCGCGCCUCGCCUUCGACGGCGUGCCCACGGCGGACCUCGUGCGCGCCCUCUGCGUCUUCCAGGCCUGCGGCGUGGGCCCGCUCGUCGCCCACGGCGAGCGCCUCCUCGCCGCCGCGCGCCGCGUCCUCGGCGACCGCGCCGUCGCCGCCGUCGUCCGGCCGACGUUCUUCGCGCACUUCGUCGCGGGCGAGGACGAGGCCGAGGUCCGCGGCGCCGUCGAGGGCCUGCGGUCGCGCGGCGUUGGCGCCAUCCUCGACUACGCCGCCGAGGCCGACGUCGAGGACGCGGCGCCCGGCGCGGCGCCGCCGCCGAGCUCGCGCGUCUACGACUACGCGGGCGAGGCCGCGUGCGACGCCGCGCGCGACAUCUUCGCCGGCGCCAUCGAGGCCGUCGCCCGCGUCGCGCCCGAGGACGGCUUCGCGGCCAUCAAGGUCACGGCGCUGGGCCAGCCCGAGCUCCUCGAGCGCUGGAGCUCGGGGCUCGUGGAGACCGCGCGCCUCUUCGGCGGCGAGCGGCUGCCCACGUCGGACCGCGGCGCCUUCGAGGCGGCCUGGUUCGGCCUCUUCACGGAGAGCGCCGCGUCGCGCGCCGCGGCCGCCGAGACCUUCAACGCGCUCGAGGCCGCGCGCGCGCGCGCGCCGGGCGCGGCGGUGCGCGUCGCGGACGUCAUCUCGGUCAAGCGGAUGCGCGAGCUGUCGGCGCUCUGCCGCGAGGCGGGCCCCUUCGCGGCCGCGGCGCUCACGGAGGAGGAGGGCGCGCUCGCCGACGCCAUGCUCGACCGCCUCGACGGCCUCGCGGCGCUGGCCGCGGCGCGGGGCGUGCGCGUCAUGGUCGACGCGGAGCACACGUACUUCCAGCCGGCGAUCGACCACAUCUGCCUCGAGCUCAUGCGCAAGUACAACCGGGGCGGCGGCGCCGUCGUCCACAACACGUACCAGUGCUACCUCACGGCGACGGCCGCGAAGCUCGAGCGCCACGCGGCGCUCGCGAACCGCGAGGGCUGGCACUUCGGGGCCAAGCUCGUCCGCGGCGCGUACCUCCACCUCGAGCGCGCGCGGGCCGCGCGGCUCGGCUACGCGGACCCCGUGCACGCGACCAUCGAGGACACGCACGCGUGCUUCGACGCCGCGGUCGCGUUCGCGCUCGCGCGGCCCGACGUCCGGAGCGGCCGGUCCGCCGCGAACGUCCUCGUCGCGUCGCACAACCGGGCCUCCGUCGAGCGCGCGCUCGACGUCAUGGCAAACGAGGGCCUCGACGCGCGGACGUCCAAGGUCUACUUCGGCCAGCUCCUGGGCAUGGCGGACCACCUCACGUUCACGCUCGGCGCCCACGGCUACCGCGCCUACAAGUACGUCCCCUACGGGAGCUUGUAUGAGGUCAUGCCCUACCUCUUGCGCCGCGCGCACGAGAACGGCGACCUCCUCUCGUCGAACGUCGCGGGCGAGCGCGCGCUCCUCGUCGGCGAGCUCGCGCGCCGCGCCCGCGCCGCGCUCGGGGUCUAG
Aureococcus anophagefferens is the source of this 1620-nucleotide messenger RNA. RefSeq lists its product as hypothetical. The transcript has a single exon. Bases 1 to 1620 code for a protein of 539 amino acids. The record is from RefSeq and is a predicted model, not a curated record. Lineage: Eukaryota; Pelagophyceae; Pelagomonadales; Pelagomonadaceae. Gene Ontology annotation, cellular component: mitochondrion. Gene Ontology annotation, molecular function: proline dehydrogenase activity; FAD binding.